UAUUUUACCCCCACCUAAUAUAUAAUACUCAUAUCAGAAACCUAGAGAGCUAGCAGUAGCGGCAGAACGAAAAAGUACUUAGAGAAGCUGAGAAAAUAGGAGGGCCUCCUUCUUCUCUUCUUCUUCCUCUCACAUUUACCCCUCAAAUUAGCUCUAAAUCUCCACAAAUUCGUACAAAAAAGGCAGCCAUGUAAGAACCCAAAAAUCAGCCAUCUUCGCCCCCAAACCCAGCUGAAAACAGCUCCCAAAACCACCAAAAAUCAGCUCCUUUCUUCCAGCAAAAACCUCCCCAAAACACCUUCAUAUCAGUCAAAAAACAACCCCAAAAACCCCAGCGAAAAUCAGCCAAAAAGACCUCAAAACAAUCACCUCUGAAAAUCGGUCCAAAUCUCAGUCAAAAGGCGGCCAAAACGCUGCAGAAGAUAGCCAUUAUAGCAGCUCCAAAUUACCAUGUAAAUACCCAAAAAAUACCACCAAAACACCACCUAAAACCACCUGUGUCUUCACCAUUUUGUUGUGCGAGAUCGACUGUUGAGACGCCGGCGAGUUUCGGUCGAGGUCCGUCGGGAUGUUUCUCGUUGCUUUGAAUUCUCUGUACCAAAGAGUUGGAACACCAGGACACGGAGAACCAAAAUUAAUUCCACGAGGCUUCUGAAUUUCCUAUGAAAUUAUAGACAAGACAAGCAUUGCAUUACAUAAGAAAAAGAAGAAUGAGCAAAGCAGGUACACCUGAUUUUUUCUACAGGGAAGCUCAGCGCCUUGGUUAUGUUGCUCGCUCUGCAUUCAAGUUGCUUCAGAUGCAGAAACAGUACAAAUUGAUAACCCCUGGUUCUUCUGUACUCGAUCUUGGGUGUGCUCCCGGCGCAUGGCUUCAGGUGGCAUGUCAGAGCUUGGGCCCACUGAAAAAUGGAGGUGCUGUUGUCGGAAUUGAUCUCAAGAAGGUAAAGGUUCCUCCUAUGCACUGUGAUUCAAGAGUUCAAACUGUUUGUGCUGAUGUUCUCAACCUUCCCAAGAACAAACUCAAGGCUCUUUCUCCUCAGCAAAACGGAUUUGCUGUCAUACUGUCUGAUAUGUGCCCCUUAGUUUCUGGAAUCAGCAUAAGAGAUGCAGCUUUAUCCGCUGAACUGGGUAUGCGAGCCCUUGAUUUAGCUGUUGGCGGGGUUUCCCUAUUGCAUUCAGAUGAUACUGUACAAGGGGAAGGACGAUCAGAGUGCUCAAAUUCAACCCCAAAGAAUGAUGGUUUACUGCGACCUGGGGGCCAUCUUGUCAUUAAGCUUUUAGAAAGUGAAGAUGUGAAAGAGUUUGGGCAAUUAUGCAAACCACUCUUCAAAAAGGCAGCAUGGUUGAGGCCAAAUGCAACUAGGUCAUGUUCAAAGGAGAUAUAUCUAAUUUGUCAAGGAUUGCUGUGAAUUGAGAAUAUUUUGUAUCAAUAUCAAGCUCCCAAUAUGCCUGGAUCAUGAAUACAAGUUAUACAUCUUACAUAUAUGAUUCAGCAGAAAUGCUGUCUUCCUGAGUUGAUCGUGAUGCGGAUUAGAAUACGAGGAGACGGGUGUUUUAGCAAAAGUCAAAAAUAUAUUUUGGGUUUGUUUGAUUAUGUUAAGAUUAUAAUUGUAAUAAGGCAAAUAGAUUAGUCAUUGGAUGUUAUUGUCACUUCCAAAAUGUGGAUAGAUGACGUGUAAAACUUAAAAAACUACAGAGAUCAAUUCCCCGGUAAAUUCCCUCUACGGAGCUGUUGAAUAAGUAUCUGAAUUAGUGCCAUUUUAAACUAGAAAGAUCUGAAAUAAUAUUAUCUUUAAGUAUGAGAUCUAUUGAGCAAAUUA
This is a messenger RNA of Nicotiana attenuata, 1820 nucleotides long. Its product is annotated as ribosomal RNA large subunit methyltransferase E. Gene Ontology annotation, biological process: RNA methylation. Gene Ontology annotation, molecular function: rRNA (uridine-2'-O-ribose)-methyltransferase activity. The record is from RefSeq and is a predicted model, not a curated record. Bases 711 to 1409 code for a protein of 232 amino acids. The transcript has 2 exons. NCBI's taxonomy places the organism in Eukaryota, Viridiplantae, Streptophyta, Magnoliopsida, Solanales, Solanaceae.